AUGCAAAGGGGUUUGGAAACGUAAAACAAAGGUUGAGCUCAUGUUCACGGUCAGACUGAUCAAGGGCACGGUUUAUUAUAUCGGGUGGACUUUAUGUGUGACGAGAAGAUCAGAAAUUGCGAGUUUGAAGGUCUCGUGCCCAACUAGACUGAGAUGGAGAUUGCCACUUUGGAAGCCCGGUAUAUUGAUGCCUGUCAGACUCACGGGUCUUCUCCAAACAACUUGAUUUUGUCAGCAUUUGCCAAGGCCAACCUGCUGAAAUCUCUGGAUGAAGCAUGCAUCUUGGAGAUAAUUAUCGACCAACUCACAGAUAUUGAUAUUUAUCCUUUGACUGAAGCCCUUUUUUUGGUAAAUUAUUCUGAAUUAGAUGCAGUAGAUGUACUUCACAUCUCACCAUGUGUGGUAUUCAAUGGCCAAGACCUCUUGGCUCUCAUGCGAUCUAUUGGGCCAAAACUUCGAACGGUUGAUUUAAAAGAUGUUUCUCUUGGGAAAGAUUCCCUUAGGGAUCUUUUGGAAAGAGGUUUGCCAUGCCAGCUUUUGAACUUGAGUUCCUGUUGUGUCAGGAAGUUAAAUAUGUCAGGGCAAUUUUUUGCACUUCACACACUGAAGCUGGAUUUUAAUAAUCUUACUAGCUUACCAAAAGAUUGCUUUAUUUCUAUGCCAAAAUUAAUGAGGCUUUCUAUGUGUGAGACUGGAAUCACCAAUUUCUGGACAACAUGUGCUGCAUUAUCAAGACUACCAUCUUUGUUGGAACUCCGUUUUCAGAAUUGUUUAUGUUGUAAUGAUACAGGGCAGUGUCCACAAUCUUCAUCUGAAAAACUCAAUUCUCUUGUACAUGAAAGUAUUGCUUCAAAACCAGGCCUUAAAGCUUGGAGCACGGACUGGUCUCCUAUUGAUCAGGAGGGUGUUAGAUUUCCAGAUUCAGAACUUUCUGAAACAGAAGAAGCAAAUUUUCAUGACAUGUUCUCAGAUGAUGAGUCAGUGGCACGCUACCAUUUAGGUCAUAGCUCGAAUGAUAAUUCAUCAGAUGAAAGUGAUAUUGAUUCAAGAUUUCACCUAAGAGGGUUGGUUACAGCGGAUAUUCCAACAGAUAUUCAGCAGCAGACAAUUUUUCUGGGAAAUUUGAAAAGAGAGAGAAAUGAAAUCACACACAUGGAUUAUAACAAUGCCAAUAUCUUGGAGCAACCAACUGAGCAUCUAAAUACAGAGGAGAGUUUCUUUGAAACAAAUGAAGGGUUUUCUAUGAGGAAUGAAGAACUGAUCUUGGUGAGAGAUAGGGAAACACCUGGAAGUCUCAAUGAACUUUCUCAUAAUUCAUUUGACUGUUGUGUUUCAAAAAAUACAUUUUAUAGUGCAGCUGAGAGAACCAUACCAGUUGGGUUAAGUGCAAUAAGCACUGGAGAAGGGACUUGUGGUGAUGACCUAAAUGUUGCAUUCCCAGAAAUGCCUGUUGCGAUUGCAGUCAGACGAGAUGCUUCAAGUUCAUACCAUCCCUCUCCGAUUUGUUUUCAGAAACAUUAUCGAGAAUUUAUGAUAGCCUCAUUGCCUGAUUUGAAAGUGCUUGAUAAUGUGCCUAUAUCUCAGUUGGAGAGGGAAAGAGCACAAACAAUAUUUUUACAACAUUUUGAAUUGCUGCCAUACAAUAGGAGAGAUAAAGAGAAUGUCACUAAGAUUUUAAAUGGACGUGAAACUGGGGUGAGUUCUGGAAUACAAAGUUCUUCCAAACUAAAACGAUUGGGCAUGGCCAAUGGUAAUGCCGUUUCAUUUCGUCAAUCUAUUUGUGCAAGUAAAAUGGCGGCAUGGCCAGAUAUUCACCCCAUCUCUAAAUUGAAAAAAAGCCCUACCGAGAUUAAUAAAAAGUUUCGGCCCCGGCAAUUUGAAUAUCACCAAAUAGAUUCUAAUUUGAUGGUCUUUGGGACUCUGGAUGGAGAAGUAGUUGUGAUCAACCAUGAAAGUGGUAAACUUGUUGGUCACGUUCAGUCGGUUGGAGCAAAUCACAGUAUUCUUGGGCUGUGUUGGUUCAGCAAGGACCCUACAAAGCUUAUUGCUGGCUCUGACAAUGGCACAUUACAAUUAUAUGAUGUGAACCGGAUGCGUUCAGCACUACUUUCUGGAAGAUGUGGUGCAAACAGCAGUAAUAGGAACCCUUCUUCAUAUACAUAUGAAGAGUUUGAGUCAUUAACAUCUGUCCAUAUCAAUGCAACAGACAAUUAUUUUCUUGCUAGUGGCUAUUCAAAACAUGUUGCUCUGUAUGAUAUUUGCAGUGGGAGACGUUUACAAGUUUUUGAAGAUCUUCACGGUGAACAUAUAAAUGUUGUGAAAUUUUCUCACCAUUCUCCCAACAUAUUUGCUACUUCAUCAUUUGACAAGGACAUCAAGAUGUGGGAUUUACGACAGAAGCCAACACAUCCUCUGUAUACAAAUACCAGCACAAAAGGAAAUGUGAUGGUCUGCUUCUCUCAUGAUGAUCAUUAUCUUCUUUCUUCAGCUGUGGAUAAUGAGGUUAAGCAACAUUUAGCUGUGGAUGGGAGGCUACAUACCAAAUUUGACAUUGCAUCAACAGGAGGUGUUCAGAACUAUACUCGUUCAUAUUACAUGAAUGGGAAAGAUUAUAUUAUUAGUGGGAGUUGUGAGGAAAAUGUUGUUCGUAUUUGCUGUGCUCAGACUGGUAGAAGGCUUAGGGAUCUUGCCCUUGAGGGGCGUGGUUCAAGAAGUUCCUUGUAUGUGCAGUCUUUGCGUGGUGAUCCUUUUCGGGACUUCCACUUAAGUGUUCUGGCAGCAUACAUUAAUCCAGACUCAAAGUCGGAGAUCCUUAAGAUCAAUUUGCUCUCGAGUGAUACAUAUCCCAAGGACCGUGAUUCCGAUCUACAAUAUCUACCCUUCUCUGGGAUGGGUGGCUGAGGUCAACAUAUUAUCCCUUACUGAGUUGCAGUUAUUUAUGAUGAGGAUUGGGAAUACUGGACUUGAACUGUAUCACUACCAAAAACCAAAUUCUGGACAACAUUAUAUUCUUUUGUCUUUUAUUUCAAUUAUAGCAUUAACUAGUUUUCUAAGAGCCCGUUUCUUACAAAUUUGUGUUGAACAAAUUAAAAAUAUACGAGUUUGUCAAGUUGUGUGCAAUAUUUCAUACAUUUGAUAUCAGAUGCCUGAAUUUAGACUAUCACAUGGACAAGAAAAAUGGAGAGAUGUAAGAAAUAGUGGACCCAGAGUGAUAUGCUUGGGCUUGUUAACAAACUAAAUUCCUACUAAUGCAAAUUAUUACAAAAUGUAAAUCAUUUCAGUAUA
Cryptomeria japonica (Japanese cedar) is the source of this 3285-nucleotide messenger RNA. Its product is annotated as protein DWD HYPERSENSITIVE TO UV-B 1. The record is from RefSeq and is a predicted model, not a curated record. Bases 154 to 2901 code for a protein of 915 amino acids. Gene Ontology annotation, cellular component: Cul4-RING E3 ubiquitin ligase complex. Gene Ontology annotation, biological process: cellular response to UV-B. The transcript is spliced from 9 exons. Lineage: Eukaryota; Viridiplantae; Streptophyta; Pinopsida; Cupressales; Cupressaceae. Gene Ontology annotation, molecular function: protein binding.